CAUAUAUCUACCACAAAUCCCCACCCCUAUCUCCAAACGCACCCAUUAUCUCCUAUCCCCCCACACCCAGAUAACAAACCCCUCUAUCAAGACGAAAGUCGGCCAACUUCCGAUGGCCCCGUGCAUAGGCCGUAUCCGACAGUACCCGCCCACGGCAGCAACUGAGGGGAAGAAGAGGGGCUGAGUUCGAGUACGCAGAUAACUGUCGACAACGCAAUAGUAUUGUAUCUCCGAUGACGGAGUGUACCAACCUCCCACCAGCUAUAUAACCAGCACCAGCACCAGCACCAGCACGAACACAUACACAUACACAUCCUCAUACCCAAACACCAAAACCAAGACUCAGUCCGACACACCACACCCCCAACCGAACCCAAAAUGCCACCCCCCCAAACCACCGACCCCAUCUCCCUCCCAGCGCCCUUCUCCUCGAUCCCCCGCCUCACGCUAACCCUCGGCCCCUCCCCGAUCCACCCGCUCCCCCGCAUAACCGCCGACCUGAGCACGCCCACCAACCGCGUCCACAUCUACGCCAAACGCGACGACCUCUCCUCGCACCUAGCCUACGGGGGCAACAAGACCCGGAAACUGGAGUACAUCCUCGCGCCCGCGGUGCUACCCCCUACCCAACAAACCAACCAACCCCAAACCCAACCCCCCUCCCCUUCCACCACCACCACCACCACCUCCGGGGAAUGGCGCAAAGCAACCACCCUCAUCUCGAUCGGCGGCCUGCAAUCCAACCACACGCGGCAAGUGGCGGCGUGCGCCGCUUACCUGGGCCUGAAAGCGCGGCUGAUCCAAGAGAACUGGGUGCCGGACUACGCGGCGCACAGCCGCGUGUACGACAAGGUGGGCAACCUGCAGCUGUCGCGGCUGAUGGGGGCGGACGUGCGGAUCCACCUGCCCACGGAGUUCGGGAUCGGGGAGAAGGAGACGCUGCGCGCGCUGGAGGAGGAGUGUCGGGGCAGCGGGGAGGUGCCCUACUAUAUUCCGGCGGGGGGGUCGGAUCAUCCGCUUGGCGGGGUGGGGUUUGCGCGGUGGGCGUGGGAGGUGAAGCACCAAGAGGAAACGGGGGCGGUGCUGCCGGCCGGGGAGAGGUUCGAUACCGUGGUGGUUUGUGCGGUGACGGGGGGCACGUUGGGGGGCAUGAUUGCUGGGUUUAAGUUGCUCGAGAAGUUGGAUCCCGAGGGGGAAGGAGGCCCGAGGAAGAGGAAGGUCGUCGGCAUUGAUGCGAGUGCGAAGCCGGAGGAGACGCGCGCCCAGGUGUUGCGGAUUGCGAGGGUGACUGCGACGCAGAUCGGGUUGACCGAGGAGGAUAUCGCCGAGGAGGAUGUGGUGCUGGUCGAGGAUUAUCAUGCCGGGCUGUAUGGUGUGCCUGACCGGCAGACCUGGGAGGCCAUUGAGUAUGCGGCCCGCAUGGAGGCGUUUAUCACCGACCCCGUCUACGAAGGGAAGAGUUUCGCCGGCAUGGUGGAUUUGAUUCGCAAAGGGAAGAUUACGGGCAAUGUGCUGUAUGCUCAUCUGGGGGGGCAGCUGGCGCUGAAUGCGUAUACGGAUGUGGGCGAGAGGCAGGAGGGGGUGAAUUAG
Molecule: messenger RNA, 1590 nt
Organism: Aspergillus aculeatinus CBS 121060
Lineage: Eukaryota; Fungi; Ascomycota; Eurotiomycetes; Eurotiales; Aspergillaceae
Product: putative 1-aminocyclopropane-1-carboxylate deaminase
Exons: 1
Coding region: 379-1590 (403 amino acids)
Molecular function (GO): D-cysteine desulfhydrase activity
Source: RefSeq, a predicted model, not a curated record